Colletotrichum godetiae is the source of this 451-nucleotide messenger RNA. RefSeq lists its product as uncharacterized. NCBI's taxonomy places the organism in Eukaryota, Fungi, Ascomycota, Sordariomycetes, Glomerellales, Glomerellaceae. The transcript has a single exon. Bases 166 to 399 code for a protein of 77 amino acids. The record is from RefSeq and is a predicted model, not a curated record.
UGGGGCACGGGCGCGGGCUGGAGAUGCACAGCACCGACGUCGACCUAAAGCAACCCCCAAUUUCAAGGCACGGUGCCACUGCAGCUAUGUGAGGAAGCACAGAGAGCAGCAAGCAACAAGCAGCAUACCUACUCCGUACCUUACCUUGGCCAAGCUGCCUCGCGGAUGUUGCUGAUGGUAGUUGCCGUAGCUCUGCUCUCGAGCUCGCUGUUGGUUGCGUGCUCCCGGUCGCUGUUACUUCUCAGCUGGGGCCUGCUGUGCUUCUUCCCGAAAGCAAUCAGUUUGAACCACAGACGAGGCCCAGGGCCUGCGCCGGUGUCUCUGCCCCGGCUCUCUCUCCUACCCUCCCAAACACGCCAGCGAUUCGACGUCGAGCCUCGGGGAACAGAUGACACUUAGGUAAGUGGAAGUCAAUCAACCUGUCUAUCCGUACCUUGGCUGUCUGCAUCAU